Molecule: messenger RNA, 2697 nt
Organism: Symbiodinium necroappetens
Lineage: Eukaryota; Dinophyceae; Suessiales; Symbiodiniaceae
Source: the annotation of a GenBank genome assembly
AUGGCCGCCGUCGUACGCCGCCUUAGUGCCUCUGCCGUGACCCCGAAGCUGAGCCUGACUCUCCGUGCCAGCAGCUUGCCGAGGCAGUUCUCCUCCCUGCAGAGCAAAGUGGAUGACUUCUGCAAGCACGUGGACGCGCACCUUCCAAAGGACGGAAAGAAGGUGGUCUUCGCCACGGCUUGGCUUGCCACUGACAACGUGUUCGUCGCCCUCAUGCGGAAGCACUUCCCUGAGGUUUUGACCGGGAUGAACCUCGUUGCCAUUGACACGCUGCACCUCUUCCCGACGGCUCUCGAAUGUGCCAAGCUGGUGGAGGAGAAGUACGGCAAGAAGGCCAUGUGGAAGAUGCCGAACGGAAUCACGACGAAGGACGAUUACUUUGCCAAGUACGGCGACUGCGAAGAGUUGGACUCCGCCGACUUCGACUUUGUGAGCAAGGUGGAGCCGUUCCAGCGCGCUUUGGAGGAGUGCGAGAAGGACAUCUUGAUUACCGGCCGCCGCAUGGAUCAGGCGGCACAGCGCAUCAAGCUGGAUGUCUGGGAGGAUCAGAAGCGCACGUUGAACCCGAUGGCGAACUUCAGCUGGCAAGACAUUACAGACUACGUGGACAAGGAGGGAGUGCCAGUGAACGCUGGCCACAACUGGGCCUUCCGCUGCGACGCGCCGAUCGAGGCCACCAGCCGCCAUCUCCCGGACCUUCCGUGGACCAAGGUGGACUUGGGGAAGCCUUUCUGGCGAUGCACGGAGGCUGAGAUCAAGGGAAGCCCACCCGCCGCGGUCACGUAUGUGUUCAAGUCUUUCGGCGAUAUGCACACGACCGUGCCCGUUGAGCCCCACGAGUCCGAGCGCGCCGGCCGUUUCGUACGCCAGGCGAAAACGGAGUGCGGUAUCCACACGCGUACCACCUUCGCUGGCGCUCCUCACGGUGGAUCCCUCGUCGACUUGAUGGUCAAGGACGCGGCUACCAUCAAGAGCCUCACUGCCAGCACAGUGAAGUCGAUUGAGCUGAAUGAGCGCCAGGCGUGCGACGUCUUCUGCCUGCUCAGUGGCGCCUUCAGUCCCCUCACAGGCUUCAUGGAGGAGGCAGCCUACAACUCCGUCGUGAAGGACGCAGCACUGAGCAGUAGUUGUGGUAUCUUGCAGCGCUGGAAGACGCAGCAAGAGUUGGAGGUCGAUGCUGCGGCAAAGAAGCAAAAGGCCGAGAAAGAGAGGAUCCGCAAGCUGAUCAUCACUCUAGGUGAUGAGAACAAGAAAGUCGUCUCUCAAAUCCGGGGCCUGGCUGCAGCCUUGGAGGACGACAUUCCAUUGCAUGGCGAUCUCAUACGACGAACUUUGGUCGAGUGUGCAAAGUCUUUGCCUGUGAAGUCUGGUAUUUAUGCGGCCUGGCUAUCGAAGAUGGCCGAGAAGCACCCCGAGUGGUCUGCGAGUGUCGUCUCUAACUCGCUGGAAGAGCUCCGGGCAGCCAUCCAGGGCGGACGGACUGCUAACACCCAGUUGCUCCUGCGAUUCCUCGUGUCUUUGGCCAACACCGGUGUGGUCGGCGUCACUGCUGCUUUGGAGUUCUUGAAGGAGGUGAUGGGUAUAGGCCAGAGCCUGCCACCAAACAAAGGAGGCGAUUUCGGUUGUUUUAUGGUACUUGCACAGCUUCCUUUUCUCAGCGCCGCAGCCUACCAGCAGGGCAAGGAAAAAGUCGAUGGGCUCCUAGCAGACGCGGCGAAGCACCUGCAAUCUCGAGAUCCCAAAUGGAAAUCGUUGCUUCAAACCACGGAAGGGGCUGGCCUCUCAGAUAGGUUGGAGGAGAUCCACACAGGCUUGCAAGGGCUGUCCUCCAACGGCUGGUCUUCACAGGUUGUUCUCCAUGUGCCUGGCACCCAAGCAGCUGCAGCCGACGUGGCCGGGAUGCCGGACGUGAAAUUGGACAUGACGGCAGAGGACUUCAGCAAGACUCGGCCGCGGCAGCCGGUUCCAAUAGUUGCUGCGAAGCUUCUCACCUCGCAAUUGGAUGCCGGUGAGUCACUGUCCAUCGCAGAUAGAUGGGUCUUGGAAGACUACGUGCUGCUCACCGUCGAGAUGUUCUCUAGCGAUGUGGAAGAGUGCAGCAAGCAGCUUUUGAGGAUACCGGUUCUACAUCCACACUUUGAGGCUAUAGUUGUGGAAAUCCUUUUCUGCCAAAUGCUGCAGCUGCCUGCGCCAAGGCUGGCGCCUCUAUUCUAUUCCCGUCUGAUGGAGGUUUGUGCUGAAAAGCAGACCUCCAUGAAGAAGCUGAUUGAUGCGGCUUUUCAAGCUCUGUUUCGGAAUUUGGCAGAUCUGGAUGAGGAUUGCCUGGAUGUACUUGCCGAUGCCUUUGCAUGUCGGCUGUCCAACAAUGCUUUCCAAGCCGAUUUCAGCCUUUUGGUUGGGCCCAAGACAACGGACCAGGCGAAGCGCUUUGCCCAGUGGACUUUGCAAAAGCUGCAGCGCUUGUUGGAGCAUCAGAACAUGAUGUCAAAGCUGCCCGAGGCGCUGCGCUCCCUAGCGCCGGCCGAGCCCAAGCCAGCCACAGGACUCCCCCUGGUCUCAAAGCCUCAGUUCGGUCGCAUGAUCAAUCUCGUGAGGCUCAAGGACGCGAAUGCAGAGAAAGUCUUGGAGUUUUGCCAGUGGCUCAUGAAGUCCGGAGACCAGGCUAAGGAGGACCCGGCCGGUGGAAAAGCCGAAGAG